This is a messenger RNA of Cyanistes caeruleus (blue tit), 2435 nucleotides long. NCBI's taxonomy places the organism in Eukaryota, Metazoa, Chordata, Aves, Passeriformes, Paridae. The record is from RefSeq and is a predicted model, not a curated record.
GCCCGGCUGCUUCGGAGAGCGAGGGAAAGCGGAAGCUGGGGCGGAGAGGGAUUCGACGGUGGCGGGCUCUGCUGUCCCCUCCCCUCGAAGCCUUCUUGGCGCUGCCCGGCCCCGCCAUCCCGCGCCGGGGGGCCCGUGCGUUUCUCGGGAUGCGAUCGAUAUUGGUCGGAAGCGACAGCGCCGUGUCAUUGUCCCAGCAGGUCCAGGGCACCGGCGGCAGCAGCGCCGUCAGCAAGUGCUCGGCGGCAGCGCGGGGCUAUAUCCAGGACCGGUUCCUGCGGCUGCUGGCGGGGCGGCGGCGGCGGCGGCGAGCGCCGCUUAUCCACCGGGGUUAUUACAUCCGUGCCCGUGCUGUAGAUCACUGUGUUCAUGACUUCCUGCUGAAGACACAAAGCUUACCCAGGACACAGAUCCUAUCUUUAGGUGCUGGCUUUGAUUCCUUAUACUUCCGUUUGAAGGACAUAGGUCUUCUGCAUCACACUGUGGUAUAUGAGGUAGAUUUCCCAAAUGUGGCAUGCCAAAAAGCUGCUCUGAUCAAAGGAAUGAAAGAGUUGUCAGCACUGGUGGGAGACACUGGAGGGGAAGGAUUAGGAGCCAUUACCUUUUCCGCAGUGGAUUAUAAAUUACUGGGAGUGGAUUUAUCAGAGCUGUCUGAGCUGGAGAGAACCCUGGAGGAAGCAGGACUGAACAAGGAAAUCCCCACCCUCUUCAUCGCAGAGGUGGUGCUCACCUACAUGGAGAACACCAGGUCAGAUGCCUUGAUUCAGUGGGCAGCAGAGCAUUUCCCUCAGGCAUGCUUCCUGAUGUAUGAGCAGGUACACCCAGAGGACCCCUUUGGACAUGUCAUGCAGCAGCAUUUCAGCCAGCUGAACACAGCACUGCACUCGCUGGCACAGUACCCUGACUGUGAGGCACAGCAGAGGCGCUUUCUGGGGAAGGGCUGGACUGAGUGCAGUGUCAUGGAUAUGAAUGAGUUUUUCUCCUGUUGUAUUCCAGAGGAUGAACAGCAAAGAGUGCGGACUCUGGAGCCUUUUGAUGAGUAUGAGGAAUGGCAUCUGAAAUGUUCUCAUUACUUUGUGUUGGCUGCAUCAAAGGGGAUGGAACCUUCCUGGACUCCUUUGUUACCCAGUGUGACAGCUCCUCGUCAUGCUGGUCCUGUUGGGAUGGCAGGGAGUGUCCCUGCAGCAGUAUGUGCAAGGCUCUCAGGAGUUCCUGGCCUGAGGCGUUACGGUCACCACUCUGUUCUUAUAAAACCCAACAUGAUUCUGACCACGGGAGGCUUUGGGGAGGAGGAUGGACAACACUGCCGCAUGAGAAAUUUCCAUCUGCUGAGUAAGCAUGCAGGCUACUGGGAAGCUGUCUGUGUGACACAGAAUAUUCCUGAUAAAAGAUGGGGUGAGAGGUUGUACCAUACUGUGUCUUGUCUCUCAGACACUCUGGCCCUUGUGGUAGGAGGACGAACAUCCCCAUCGAGCGCAGGCUUGGGAAUGUUGUGGCUGAAAUUCCCCAAAACCUGUAAUGCUGGCCCAGAUGAUGUUGGAGUGGAGCUUGUAAGUCUGCAGCCUGCUGCUGAAGCAGCAGCUUUGCGUUGGAGACACAGCACAACUGAAAUUACAUUCAAAGGUGAGCAGUACCUGUUUGUGUAUGGUGGCCGCUCUGCUCUGGAGCCUGUGCUUGGGGAUUGGUUUUUCCUGCACACUCCAGAGCUCUCCUACACUGUGAUUGCUGUUGAGGGCCCAGUCCCAGAAAGCCGCCACUCUCACAGUGCCUGCAGCUGGGAAGGAGGUGUGCUGAUUGCAGGAGGUCUGGGAGCAGCUGAGCAGCCCUUGGGUUCAGUUUUUCUUUUGAGGCAGCUUGAACAUGGCUUACAGUGGCAGACAAUAGAGACACACCCUCCUCUUGUCCCAAGGUAUUCACAUACUGCACAUGUGCAUGAAGGAAAGCUUCUGCUCGUUGGUGGAGUGUGGUUUCAUGCAUCCUGUGUGCCAGGUGUCACUGUCAUUGAUUUAAUGACUGGUCUCUGCUUGAACUAUGUGAUUGAUGUGGAGCACUUGGAGUGGCCAUUAAUGCUACAUAAUCAUAGCAGUGUCUUUCUGCCGAAUGAGAAGGAGCUGUUGGUCAUUGGCGGUGGUGGAAACUGCUUCUCCUUUGGGACACACUUGAACCCAGAACCUGUCUCGCUAAGCCUCAGCAGCAUCCUCAUCAGUCACUGAGUGGGACCAAGCAGGGCUGGCUGAACCAUGCUACUGCACUGUGGGGAGACAUCUAUUCACUCUAGGUUCAGAAGCAGCACAAUAUUUCCUCAAAAGCUUUGUAUCUAGAAUGCAUUUGUGAAGGUGGGAUCAGGAGGGACAGUUACAGUAAGGAAUUCACACCUCUCUGGCUGUUACGUUUUUAUGGCUUUGUGUUGCUGUAAAUAAAGUACCUCAGAAGCA